This is a messenger RNA of Aedes aegypti (yellow fever mosquito), 7691 nucleotides long. It is a transcript of the gene RapGAP1, whose product is annotated as rap1 GTPase-activating protein 1. The record is from RefSeq and is a predicted model, not a curated record. The coding region runs from base 2385 to 5306 and encodes 973 amino acids. The transcript has 8 exons. Lineage: Eukaryota; Metazoa; Arthropoda; Insecta; Diptera; Culicidae. Gene Ontology annotation, molecular function: GTPase activator activity. Gene Ontology annotation, biological process: activation of GTPase activity; regulation of small GTPase mediated signal transduction. Gene Ontology annotation, cellular component: cytoplasm.
UGGUGAAGACGACCUUGAUAUUUUUUCGUUGAAUACCGUUAUCUUCAGUCGUAUACAGUUAUUCGUGGGAAAUUCUAUUAAUAGUGAAUGAUUCGCGGUUGUGAUUGAUAAUAAAGUGGAAAAUGGGUUGUGUUUUGUGACUUUUGUGACAUAUUCGAUAGUUUUCAACGAAAACAGUAGGUUAAGCUCGUCCACUGGCCUAAACUCUGAGCGAACUAGAUUGCGUUUUAUGCACAAGGCACACUGACUGAGUGGUGGAUCCACUGAGAUUGAGUGCCUUCCAUCGUAGUAGACAUCGGUGCACCACGACCACGAGUCAGGCGUCGUUGGAGCAACCCGAUCUUGCGAGCAUGAAGCAUUUUGUCUGGGCCUUGUACAACCAUUGAAAAACUAGCGUAAUAUUAGCCAGGAGCUAAUGUGACUAAUGCUGGACAUCGAAAGCUUGUAACUGGACAUCAAUAGGAAUCCAAGCGAAUAUGACUCUUACUUGAAUUUGAAUACAAGUGUUAUAGAACAUCACGCUUUAAUAACUUUUAAAUGUUAUUAUCUUUUCAAAAAUCACGCUCGAAAUUGAAGAAAAUCAGAGCUCCUCGCACAUGAGAAAGUGUUGGCGAAUGAGUGGAGCAAGAAAAAAAAAACAAUAAACAACCGAACCGAAUGCCACUCGACGACGACGACGGCCACGACGAGAGAUAGCUGGCAAGUGUAUGAUGGGCCCGCGCGAAGUCAGUUCCCAGACAACAGUUACAGAGAUCGGUCAUAUCGCGUCACGGUUGACCGGUGUGCAAUCGCGGCGCCUCACAAAGACAAACGGCCCUGAGUCCUGUCCUCUGAUCCUACAGGAACAGGACAAAUGUGUGAUUGGAUCGAUAGCAGAAGGUGGUCGCUGUGAACUCAUGUUGAUAAUACUUUAAUUAGUGUGCUGGUGAUAACGCUGAUGAAGGGUGCAACAAGCGGGAACAUCCAACAGGUCGCUUUUUUUUUUGAUUAGGUUCGAAGUGUUCUGCAGCAUCCGCAUUUUUGCUCCCGCGGUGAAGUGAGAUUGUUUGGUUUUGCUGCUGUUGUGUGCGCGCGAUCCGGAGAAGAAUAGGGACCCUGUGGCGAACGGAACUCGCAUGUCCGGGCCCCCGGAUAACCGAUCUACCAGACCGGAGACCGCAAUCUGCCGAAGAGGUGCGACAAGUGCGUGCUGUUUCUCUGUAUAGCGGCAGCAAUCUGUUGCGCGCGGUUUCGCAUCGAAGUAGGCAGGCAUGCAUUGUAGACCAGCAGCAGCAGUGGGCACCAAUCAACAGUGUGAAGCCGAAAAAGUGCCAUUUCGCGGGCUACUGCGUUUCGGAGAGUGAAAGAUUUUAUCGUGGUUGCUUAUCACGAUGGUUGUUAAGUGAAUAAAGAGAAUGUAUCAUCAGUGCGAUAAGAGUGCAUAAUUGAAGAACCGCAGCUGGGUGUGAUGAAUUGGUUUGUGAUUUUGGGCAGAAUCGAAUUGAAUCAAAGAAGAAAAGCCAACAAAAGUGUUUGUGAACAUGUGCAGGCUCAUUGCUGCCAAAUGGGAGUGAAGAUUUGUUUCGUGGGUUGAUUAAUUAUUCAUACAACGCUUAAUCCAGUGAUGUGCAGUGGCCAAAAGCUGAAGACGAAAAAUUGAUGAGCAGUUUUAUGUACAGUGAGAGUAGUUGAAUUGUUGGAAUCAGCACCGCUUGAAGAAAAGUUGCCCAAUCGAUGAUUGAGUAUAAGUUGAAGCAGUAGGCAAUACAUUUUUAGAAGGUGCUCACCUAGCGGCCGUCUAUGUGCAUCAGAAACCGCAAUCUUUGGAGGCAACGAUACUCUACUGCCAUGAAUCCAUGAAGGAACGGCGAGCUAUGUUGCGGUCGGUGGUCGUCAUAUUGGAAUCAUGCGGUGCUUAGGACAAGCGACAUCGCUACCGGUGGUGACUGACGGUAGAAUCGAGAGUGCCAUGGUUGCUUGGAUGGUAGCAUAGUAGUAGCAGCGAGUAACCGAAAACUGUGCCCGUGAACAAUGGACUAGUGCUUAUUGCGCGCGUGGUUUCGUCUGUUGGAGAGUGAAAUGAAAGUGUAAUCACAUUUCGUUUUAAACGCAAGCUCCGGUGUACGGAAAGUGGUGCAAGUUGUACGUUUUGCCAGCUGGAGAGGAAGAAGCGUGGAAUGGGUGUGAAAAGUUUGGAAGAAAUUGGCAAUUUGGAGGAAAAGAAGAUUGUCUGUUCGGAAAUACGGUUAAGGUGAGCCAUAAGUGAGUAUGGCACUCGAAGCACAGUGUUUGUAUAUACAGUGAAUGCGUAAUCGUAAAAGUAUUGUAGAAGACGGGGAGAAAAGAAAAUUGGAUCAAUCGCAGUAAAAUCCGUGCCAGAAAAUUCCGAAAAAAAAGCCGCGAAAAUGUUGAAAAUUCAAAUGCUCGAACAAAUCGUGGCCAACGAGAACAUACACGAGGAUGGUCAGAUAGCAGCUGGUGGCGGGGGUGCAGCAGCAAGUGGAACGAACAGCACUAGCUACAGCCCCUCCGGUAGCUCAAAGGAUGAGAAUGGAGAAACAAGAAGCUUGAACCGCAGCAACCGUUUAUCGCCUCAAGGACGGCAGCAUAUGGGCGGGUGGACCACAGCUACAGUAAACUCCAAACAGAAUGGAUUGCCGACGACGCCGAGCAAGAGUGCAACCACCAGUCCGGACCGACUUCGGGGGGCAACGCACGAUCUGUUCGAACUGCUGGAACGAGUGCAAUGUUCGCGGUUGGAUGACCAGCGAUGCGUUCUGCCGUCGUACUUCACACAGAAUACCCGCGAGGAACGAAUCUCCAACCCACAUGGCGGCAAUAACAAUGACACGCCGAACAAUCUCACCGUACAAAUUCCGCAACAGACGCGAUCGUUGCUCCGGCACUCGAACAGUAUGUCGUCGAAUCCGCACUCGAACUCGAGUUCAACGCCGGCCUCCCCGCAUCUGCUGUCGAACAGCUCCAGUGGUCACCUGCAUCACACGCUCUCCAACGGAGGAACGCUGCAUCAUCAUCCCCAGUACCAGAGUCAGUCGUCGGUAAGUUCCCAAAGUUCGUCGAUCAUUUCGGCAGUUCCGCCGCUGCAGCGGUUACUCGAGGAUCACCUAAGUAAGCCGUCACCUUAUGCUAUGAUUGUGAUACCAAACAACGGGGGAUAUUGGGUAGACGGUACUGAUCACGAUGCGGGGUACGACAUUCCGUCACACACUACCUGGAGGGUGGGAAAGAUCGAGUCUGACGAUACGGCGAAAUGCUACCGACGGUUCUUCAUCUCGAGGGAGCACUCAAAUCUGGUCGGACACGACGAUCAACUCGGCCCAGUAUUGCUGUCUAUUAAGUCUGAGAACGUAGCUAACCAAGACCACAUUCGAAUACUGCUCCGGCUAAGAACCGGAACCAUGCACGAAAUCAUUCCAGCGUCUUGUCUAGGGUCGAAUCCAUCCCCGAUCAAGAUGGCACGACUUCUGAACGAUCAGAUAAAUGUAGAUAGCUUUAUGCCCGUACUAUGUCCCAAAGCUUCGACGUUGAUUGCCAGCUACGACGAACACGUGCUUGUCACGAAUUUCAAAUUUGGCGUUCUGUAUCAACGGUACGGGCAGACCACGGAAGAGGAACUUUUCUGCAACAGUGAUACGACCCCGGCUCUCGAAGAGUUCCUCGAUCUACUUGGACAACGAAUACGUCUCCGCGAUCACAAAGGCUAUCGAGGUGGUUUGGAUAUUCAGAAUGGUCACACAGGCGAUACUGCCGUCUACGAAGUAUUCAAAGAGCGUGAGAUCAUGUUCCAUGUUUCCACACUGCUCCCGUACACGGAAGGUGAUCCGCAGCAGCUUCAACGGAAACGUCAUAUCGGCAACGACAUUGUGGCAAUUGUAUUCCAGGAAGAGAACACCCCAUUCUCGCCGGCAAUGAUCGCCAGCCACUUUUUGCACGCAUUCAUCGUUGUUCAACCGCUGGAGCCCAACACACCCAACUGCCGGUAUAAGAUUUCAGUAACUGCCCGGGACGAUGUACCGUUCUUCGGGCCUACGCUCCCCCAACCAUCAGUAUUUAAGAAGGGACCUGAGUUGAAAGAAUUCCUCCUGACCAAGUUGAUCAACGCGGAGAACGCCUGCUACAAGGCGGACAAAUUCGCUCAGCUGGAACUCCGGACGAGGACUUCACUGCUGCAGAACUUGGUCGAUGAACUGAAGGAGAAAACCCGAGACUUUCUGGGGGCUGACCUUCUGGGAGCCCCCACCUCACCUACCCCAGAAACUCCCAAAUCGGAAAGCGGUUUCACCGGAUCGCGGUUCAUCGACACGGUGAAGAAGGCGUUGAACGCCCGGCUUCGCUCCCAGAACUCCGACCCCACGAACGGAAGUGUCGAAUCCAACCCAAAGCAUCACAACUCGAUCAAGAAAUCCAAGGAGAUCUCCGACGUGCCCUGUGGACCGGGACAAGUUGUUAACAUCGGUCGAUCACUAUCAAAAAGUAGUACGACGGGCUCGCGGAAGUCUCCCAACGAUUCGGUGGCCUCCUCGCCGGACAUCACAUCUCGCUGUUCGCUCAAUCCGAACAAUCUGAACAACAACAACAACAGCAACGCAUCCAACAACAAUCAUCACCAUCAUCAUCACGGUGGAAAUGGAGGCAAUCAUCAUGGCGCCGGUGCCAAGGGGCUUUCCAAUGGCGUCAGCAAUGGCACCGGUAACAACAACAAUAACAACAACGGCCCAGUGGCAAUGUCCGAAACUAGUGACGACUCCAGUUUGAACAGCGUUGAUCUGGAUCCGAUGGUUUUCCCAAACGUAGAUGCCGGAGCGACGUACAUCGACAGCGACACCGGGCUGGAAUCGAUGUCCUCGGCGGACGCCACGACCAAGGCCUGCUCGCUCUGCCUGGACGGAGACCGGGCGGAACGAUCGACGAAUGGGGGUGGAAGCGUGAUCAGCGUCAGUGUCGGAACCGGAAGUACCGGAGGGGACAGUACGCGGGAUCUUCGCAGCAGUACCGGAAGUGGCGGUACGAACGUUAGUGGUGGUGGUGGUGGUGUUACCGUCGGAGUUGCCGGCAACACCGGAAUGCUGCUGGUGACGCCGGACGUUGUGCAGCAGAUGGACGGCUUCAAGCAGGAAAUUACCCGGCUGAAGUGUGAUAAACUGGAUCUCCUCAGGCAGAAUGUGACCUGCCAGCGUGACAUCAAACGACUACGGGAGCGUGAACUUUCCCUGCAAGGUGACCUGGCCGCUGCCGGGAAGGAAAUUCUUCGACUACGCGAUCUACUGAAGGAAUAUAUGCCGUCCGCCGCAGCUGAACCUCUCUAAAUCCGUCUCCUCGAGUCGACCUCGAACGGAUAAUCCAAAUCCUCCCACCACAUCCUUUUUGCGGGCCAUUAUUGUCUUCACAAUAGUGAGUAUUUGGAUGCGCACACACAUACAUACGAAACAUACACACUUAAGCACACACGUGACACCAUAGAGACGCAUUCGUUCAAGAUAGUAGGCGGUGGAGAAAUGGAAGCAGCAUUGUCUCUGCUCUUAUCAGCCGGCUUUCUUCCAACUACAAUCGUCUAACAUCAGCUUAGCACACAAAAUCGUCGUCUCGUUUUUAUAAUCGUCGCCUUCGUCGUCGCCAUCAUUGGUGCUGGUUAUCGUCGUUUGUCGUUAUGGUCGUCAUCUCGUCUGUGCUGCUUCCGAGUGCAAACAUACGUAUUUUGUUUCCUAUAGUGUUAUCCUGGAAUAAGGAUUCUCGAAAAUCUCUUUCCCUCCUCAUUAGAGAAGAAACAAUUAAGUUUUAAUAUAUUUUUUUCUUUCAAACUAAUAUAUGAGUGAAGAGAGAGAGAGAGCAAUCAACGUUUACGAGUGUUUUCUGUAAAAAGAUCUUUUUUUAAUUUAUUUUAAACUUCGUAAUCUCUUCUGAUAUAAAAAAAACCUAGCGCGGUAAGUUUUGUUGCCUUUCGCUUUCUAAUUGUAGCACGUUUUGGUAGGUUUAUUCUUGUUGAAACAACAUCGAAGCAGCCGACUUUUUCACUUUUGCACUUUGAUCUAGUUCUCUCUGCUUUCCGUCGUUGACCAUGGGUACGGGUGAGCAGUAUUGAUCAACCAAUGUUUGCUGCGAUUGCUCUUUAUUGUGAUUGAAAUUUUAGCGGCUUUGCUCUCUGUUGCUUUCCAAUUCAAUGUCAAUGAACGAAAUAUGUAAAUAAUUGUUUUAGCUUGACGCUUCAUCUUCGUGUUGACUUUGCAAAAACUAUAUGCAAGUUUCUUCUAGAAAUGGAAACUUUUGCUGUAAAUGUCAAUUAUUAUGGAAAUAUUCAAAAAUAAAUCAAUGAUGCGAUAUUUGAGCAGGAUUUUUGAUCAAAUAUCCUUGUAUGUAUUAAGCGUAUUCCAUUGAGAGAUAUUUUAACACGACGUUAUUCACAUCUUUGUUCAGUUUUAGGUAAAAAGCAUUACAAUUUUAAUAAGUUUAUAGAAACCAACGAGUAGAAUGGGCUAUUAGAGUGCAUGUGUCUCUCUCUUUCUCUCGAAGCGAAUGACUUUUGCUUUUGAGAGAUUGCUAACCAAGAAAACCAAAAAUAUGAUGUUGAGAAACAAUCCGAUAAGCUACCAGAUGUUUUAAGAACUUAGAUACCCAUAGAUUUUAGUGAAACAAAGACAAAUCUAAGCGCAGAGAUAAUACACAAACGAGUGAAAAUGUACGUGCAAUACACAGUUGUAAUUGAUCAUCAAAUCAGACAAAAUGGAAAUCACUCACGGAAUCCUAUAUGAACCUUAAAUACAGACAGAGACUUUCAAGCCUUAUGAUAAAAUUGAAUUUCUAGGUGAAACUAAUUUCAAAAUUAAGACUAUCUCUUGUUUUUAGAUCAAACAUUUAUCUUGAGAAAAAUGGUAACUUUGUACGAAAAAUACUGCCUUCUACUUACAUAUAAUGCAUACUGCAUGAAGCUGUCUCCAAAGCAAGCUCAUAAGAAAUAAUGAAAAGUUACACGAGUACUGUCAGAUGCAACAUUUAAAGAAUUGAUACCAAAGUUAACAACAUUCCCAAAAAUCUACAAAAGCACACUUCACACUGAAAACUGAAAUCGACCAUCCUAUGUCCCAUGAACAAGAAUAAUCGAAAACACGGUCCACUUCUGCUUUUUGACCGAAGUAGACUCUGUAAAACAGGAAAUCUGUCAUAUCAACAAUGCUAAAUCAGCAAUAAACGAAUCAGUCAGUUAAUAAGAUGACCAAAAAUCACAUAAAACCAGUAGAUUUUGCACUUCAACAAUACCUACAAAACAUAGAUACAAAAUGCCGUAAAACAAAUGUAAUAAUCAAAUUGAUGUCUCUGCAAGUAAAGCAAGCAGCAUAUUUUAGCAGCAUAAAACGAAAAAGAAAAAUGCAAACUUUGUCCAGUGUUACAACUAUACUAAAUAGGAAAGCUGCUACAGUAUAGCGAGAGACAAGUCACAACCAAAAAAGAAAAAAAUGGGACGUGAAUAGGUUGAUACGGUCAUCAUCAUCACAUAGGAAAACAGGAAAUGGUAGAACUGGUGAAUACCCCGAGUGUGUCGAAUAUACUUUUGAAGUAGGAGUAACUAAGAAACGGACUAAAAAAAACCUAGUGGAGAAUAUCGAUACUACACUUGAAUGUGAAACUCUAUUUGGAACAUAUUAGAAAGAGGAAGAAGAAGAAUAGACUCUAUAUAUUUUAAACAUAUACUAGAAAAA